AUGUAUGUCCCACUGUCCAGUCUCAGAGAACUUAUCACCGAAUCCAAAGUGGAGGACAUACUUCGUGAGGAGGGGUUGGUGCAAGAUAUCCACGCAGAGGCAGAAGCCAGGAGAAUUGUUCAGACGUCUAUGAAACUAUUCGCAAUCCUCGUCAGUAGGAAAAGAGGUGCUGAUAUCUUGAAGUUUCUGGAUGAGGGGAUAAGUGACACCGAUUUGCCUUUCGUCGUGAAGUCUGCAAGAGCUGGAAGCGAGCGAGUGACACUGCAGACAAACGGAGGCCGCGAUAUCAGGACUCUAAUUGAAUGGAGUGACUCUGAGGUCAAGAGCCUGGCGAAAAAGCAAUGGCGCAUGUUGGCUCCGGUGUUUGAGCAGGGCAAACAUUACGAUUUUCCGGUUGCUCAAAUCUUACCUUUCACGAAUUCGGGACAGAUUGAGAUCGAAAGCGGCUUCAGUGAGGUCUUUCAGGCCUUUAUACAUCCUGCUCAUCAUAACUUCUGGAAUUUUCCUGGUUGCCGGGAUCGACAAGCAGUAGUUGCUGUCAAGAAACUCUUUUCUUCCGACCCUUCACGUUUUCAAAUUGAGCGCGAUAUGCAUAUUACUCUCAAGAGAACGUCCGGGUCCCAUCCUCAUCUGAUCAGUCUUCUAUUUACCUAUAAGGAGGGGGGCAAGUUUCACCUAGUAUUUCCAUGGGCAGACGUCAACCUACGAAAUUAUUGGAAGAUAAUCCCACUCGGACAGAUUGAUUAUCAUAAAGUCUUGUGGUCGUUGAAGCAAAUGACGGGCCUCGCAAGCGCGCUGUCUUUGAUCCACGGGUUUCAGCUGCCGGACGAACGUCAGCCCGGCCGUCAUUUCGGACGUCAUGGUGAUCUGAAGGCAGAGAACAUCGUGUGGUUCCCAUCUUAUCCAGGAUGCACUGACGCGGACGGAAUAUUGCAAAUCACGGACCUAGGCCUGGCUAGUCUUCAUAGCAUCGGAUCGGUAUCCAAUGGUGACCCGGCCGGCGUGCUUGGUACUAAAACCUAUAGGCCUCCAGACAAUCAUCGCAACCUGCGCAUAUCUCGGAAGUGGGACAUCUGGAGUCUUGGCUGUCUAUAUUUGGAGUUCAUUACCUGGAUAGUACUUGGGUUCGAUGCUAUCGUGGAGUUUGCCGAGCUUCGCGGUGCCGAAGGUGGUGAGACGGAUGAAUUCAGCGAAGAUUACUUCUACACGGCUGAUCUCAGAGACGUACGGCCAUCGGUAAAGGCAUGGGUGACCCGUUUAUCAGAACAUGAACGAUGUUCUGAUAUGCUUUAUGAUCUCUUGUGUUUGAUCAUGCGGAAAAUGGUUCGUAUCGAGCCGAACGACCGAAUCGAUUCCCAGCAACUCCACCAAGAAUUACUUAACCUACUUGAAAGGGCAUCGAGUAACAGAACCUAUCUCGUCAGAGCUAGUGAAAGAUCUCCAAUCUGA
Molecule: messenger RNA, 1449 nt
Organism: Aspergillus viridinutans
Lineage: Eukaryota; Fungi; Ascomycota; Eurotiomycetes; Eurotiales; Aspergillaceae
Product: protein kinase domain-containing protein
Exons: 2
Coding region: 1-1449 (482 amino acids)
Biological process (GO): peptidyl-threonine phosphorylation; peptidyl-serine phosphorylation
Molecular function (GO): protein serine/threonine kinase activity; ATP binding
Source: RefSeq, a predicted model, not a curated record